AUGCAAAAGAGGAAUCGUUACCAGUCCUCCCGUUCCGCAAUGGGGAAACAACCACUCAAACGCUUCACCAUUGCGAUUACUGGCUACUUCGGAGAACAGCGCUCGUCCGAACAGAUGCGCAAAUGGAUACAUAACAAUGGAGGCAUCUUUGCAUAUAAUGUCUCUCCGAAGAUUACCCACCUUGUUUGUAGCAAGGAAGACUUCAAGAAGAAUGUGGCAAUGGUCCAAAAGGCACGCCAGCUCAGGACCGUCAAAAUCGUCUCCUGGGAUUGGCUGGAGGACACCUUGAUGAAAGAGCAUCCCAUGAAAGAAUCCGAAUACCUUAUGGCCCCUCUAGUCAAGUGUGCUGCGGACAAUAAAGAAAAGAAGAAGGCAGCCAGGAAAGAGAACAUUAGAAAAGGCAAUGGCUAUCAUAUCUAUCAAGACUGCACCAAGUUCAACUACGACGUUACCCUUGCCCGCACGAACCUCCUCGUCAACAAAAAUGAUCGCUUCGCCCUCAAGGUGUGCUAUCCCUCCUCCCCAACGUACACACCUCCUCACAAACGCCAUCUCACCCCCGACCCCAUGAUCACUACUCCCAUAUUCCCCAUCAUUCCCCUCUCACCUCGGGCCCGCGCCCGCAUCCACUGUCCGCGCGCUCAGAGAUUGCAGCUCUUCGAGUCCCACGCUACGCCCAAGUACUACGCCUGCUAUGCCAAGUACAGUUCUCCCGGCCACGCACCCACAAGUGAGAUGCUGGCGCCGAUUGGGAGCCCGUGGGAAACCGCAUGGGACGCGUUUCAGGGGUUUUUCGAAUUGAAAACGGGAAAGAAGUGGGAGGAGAGAUUCGUCAGGAUGGCCUUGGGGAGUGAGGCUUUCACGUACACUCCGCCGAAAGUGGGACAGCCAAGGGGCAUGUUCUUGGAGAUCUGA
Messenger RNA from Letharia lupina, 915 nucleotides. RefSeq lists its product as uncharacterized. The transcript has 3 exons. Lineage: Eukaryota; Fungi; Ascomycota; Lecanoromycetes; Lecanorales; Parmeliaceae. The coding region runs from base 1 to 915 and encodes 304 amino acids. The record is from RefSeq and is a predicted model, not a curated record.